AAUUGAAAUACCUUCAAAAAUGGUGCUUCUUAAAAUCAUUAGAAAAAUCAAAGAAAAGGAGAAAGAAAUGCGCUUGCUGAUCCUUGGCCUUGACAACGCCGGCAAGACCACGAUUCUGAAGAAAUUCAUGGGUGAAGAUACCGAAGAUAUUUCUCCAACGCUUGGUUUCAACAUAGAGACCAUUGAGCAUAAGGAUUGCAAGCUCAAUGUCUGGGAUGUUGGCGGCCAGAAGACAAUCCGGUCUUACUGGCGGAACUACUACGAACAGACUGAUGGCCUUAUCUGGGUGGUCGACUCUGGAGACAAGCUCAGACUUAUGGACUGCAAGAAGGAGCUCCAUAAUCUCCUGUCUCAGGAGAAGCUAGCUGGAGCUUCCCUCAUGAUUUUCUGAAAUAAGCAGGAUAUGGCUGGAGCCCUCACUAUUGAGGAGAUCAGCGAGGUCCUAGAGAUUGAGCAGAUUGAAAAGAGACACUGGAACAUCCAAGCAUGCAGUGCCAUCACAGGCGAAGGUCUGCUUGACGGCGUUGACUGGAUCGUUGAUGACAUUAAGAGCAGGAUUUUCAUGCAUGGGUAAUAUGUCAC
Moneuplotes crassus is the source of this 582-nucleotide messenger RNA. Lineage: Eukaryota; Ciliophora; Spirotrichea; Euplotida; Euplotidae. The record is from the annotation of a GenBank genome assembly.